AAUAAUCAGGUGUCAGUGAUAUCGUGCCAACAGACGGACCUGUCAUUUCGUCACUCUGUACCCGCAUUAAAGUCAUUUAGCAUGUCCGUCCAGAUACUGUCUUGUAUACUGAUUAGCGACGAACCAUAAAAUACUAUUGCUAAGUACCGUGAAUGAAAGUUGUCCUCAAUACUUCAGCAAACAUAGUUCAGCGAUUGUAACUCCGGAUUUGCCCUUGCUUAGAAUGACAAAGAUUUUCUAACUGUGCUUGAAUGAGGGUGUUUUUUAUCUUCAAGGAUACAACUGCUCGCUUUAUGUCAAAUAUAAUUCGCAAAUCAAAUCUACCGUUUAUGUUUACAUUUCAUGCGUUUUCUAGCAAAAGUUCAAGAAAAACAAAGUAGAUUUCAAUUUUUUCAAAUGGUGUUUAACAUAUCUUUAAACGGAAUAUCUGCCAAUUUGUUCUUGAUUGUCAUGCAGUAAUGAUCAUUGUACACACGAUGUUCGAUGUGGGAGAUCAACAUAUUUGCUAUUUGGGCUAAGGCUAUUGAUUGUGCACAAAACUAAAUUCUUAUGUGACUUGGUGUUCUUGUGAAAAUUGAACAAGGUCAUAAUCGACAAAAGUUCAGCAGUAGAAACAAGUUUACUCACAUGAAGAUUGUUUUUGGAAUCAUAUCUUUGAAGUGGAGCCAUUUAGUUCUUAAAUAACCGGAUAAGGAGUUAAUUCAAAUUUGAUUCAUCUUUUUUUUUCUGUUUCGUUUUGUGUGGUUUCAUUCUCAAUAUUUAAGAGACCUUAACAGUGUUUUCGACUGGAAAAAUAAAUGAUGUGCUUUAGAUCUCUCGGAUGUAUUCUGUGAUAUUAACGGUUCAGAGGUAAAGAUUUACGUGGAAAGAUGCAGCGUCAGAAGAUGAAGAGAUGACAAUCCAUUUGUGUUCCAGGAAUUACAUCUCCUAGGCGGGAAGAGAUGAUCAGCAAGAACUCGGAUCAGUAUGGGCUAUUUCUACCUAGUUCAGAUUCCGAGGCAGAUGUAGAGACACUCUUCAGUGGUCAUCUUCCCGGAAGACGGUUACGCGGAAUAAAGCUGAAUCCGAUAUUUCACGAACGAGGGUAUGAGGACCUCCAUCUACGUAGCCAAUCGGAGAGUGACCUCACAGCUGAAGAUAUCAACCUCAGGGUGUACGAAAGUCUCCCGCGUUCAAAAUUGUUUCAUCCCAAACCUCUAGACAGGAAGUUUAGUUCGGAUUCAUCCCUACUAGAUUCUGAUAAACAUGAUUCUGAUGCGUGUUCACGGAGGAUAGGAAUAGCAAACCGUUUCGGUAGUCACCGUAAACAUCGCGCGCGGCAUAAAUACGAUAUUAAGCGUGUUAAAAGUAGUGUUGGGAGCCGUACAACAAACGAUGAUGACACUGGAUAUGGGGAGUGUGCUUACGAUUAUAAUACGUUCAGCAGUGAUAUGACUGAAAAAAGUUACAAACACGAACCGAAACGUGUUAAAAGAAAAAGCUCUCGAAGGGCAGCCAUAAUGGACAUGACCAGUUUUGACUCGAGUGGUGACAGCAUGAAGCUGGAUUCCGCUAGUGUCAAAGAACAUAAUGAUGAUAAUAGUAGCGAAACGGACAGCCAUUUUGAUGAUCUUACGCCAACUCAACAUGACUUAUCAACGACUUUCUCUGAUUGGAACGAGUGCAUGGAACCUAUGUCAUUGCCUCCGAGUCUCGAAUCUCGAACACGGAUGUCAAUACAACGUAAAGGAUUCGUUGGGCGUGUGAAUUCUUCCCGGUGCAAAAAGACUGCUGUAUCGUCCUCUUCCAAUGAUGAAUCCAUGGAAUCUAAACCCAUCAAACCAAUUCUUUUAUCUUCGUCAUCUUGUGAAGAAUCAACAGCUAAUUACAGACGUAAGUCUUGUGUAUCUUCUGGGGAGAGCAAAAUGGUGACCUUUGCAGAGGACACGGUUUUUAACGAAGAUAAACCUAAACGUUACCAAAAGGAAAGGAUUAACCUCAAAGACUUGUAUGGUGGUAGAAUAUUUAGUAGUUCAGCUAUAGCUAAAAUUAAUCCGUUAUUUACUGAUGAUGAUGGUAUAAUGAUAGAUGAUGAGGAGGAUAACAACAAUGGGUUAACUGAUGACGAGAAAGCGGAAAGGCAUACCUAUCCAGGAUCAAUUUCCAAAUCUUCCAUUAGUUCUGGAAGCACCCUGUCCGCUCAGUACUUAGAUUUAAACACCCCGUCUUAUUUAUCAAAAUACCUAAGUCAUGUGUCAAGAGAUACACCCCAUACUGUAACCAGUGGUGAAACAAGUACAGGUUCUCCUGACAUUUAUAUACCAUUAGAUAUAGAUGUUGAUAGUAACAAAGAGGAAGGCAGAGAUAGCUAUUUGUCAACCGAAGCUUUGUAUGGUGUUUCUCAAGGAUACGAUCGGUUGUUGUUAAGGAGAAUGGCUAAAAGAAAGAGAUUGCAUAUAAUAAAAUGGAUAGUGAUAGUAGUGGCUUUAUUUGUGAUAGUAGCUGGUGGAAUAUCAUUAGUUAUAUAUUUUAGUUCAGAUAAAUCCUGAUUAUAAUAUAAUUUUUGAUUGGAUUCAUUUGGGUAGUAAAAGUUUCAUAUUCCCUGACCGGUAUUCUUGGAUUGUGUUUUAAUCUUUAUUUCUGGAUAUAUACACGUGCACUUCCUGGAUAUCUGUAGCAGAUAUUGUGAUAAUUACAGUGAAUGCCUUGCUUUUGCUGUUGAUUCUGAACAUGGGGUGGUGUAAUUGAUAGACACCCAUGAUUUACAUGCUUGUAAAGAAGCACAAUAGCUAUUAAAAGCACCAGUCUAUGAUAAAAUUUAGUGUGCGUAAAUGGUGAUAUGCCGCUUCCUGUGAUUUGUAUAUAUGAUGAAAUUUACAAUUCUCGUGUGUAAACCUCUAUGUGCUCUUUUCAAGUGUUUAACUGAAGAAUAUUUGGAUUACCAGUGGGGAAAAUGACAGUUUAAAAUAAAUACAGAAAUAAUAAUUAGACUUGCAAGUGAAAAUAUUAUAAAAACCAGAAACAUAUUUUGAACCACAAUUCGUUAAUUGGCGUAGGCUAUAGAAUUUUAUACUGAUCAAGGCCAAUGAUUGUUUAUGAGAAUUUAGUUCAGUUCGGUAAUGCUCAUCGAAAAAUGAUAAAACUCGGCAACCGAGUUUACAUUAGACAAACGUUAUGCAACAAAUUUGUUUCGCUAAAUGCAAAUGUGGGCGACAUUCCACAAUUAUUAUAGUGUAUAGUUAUAUUAUUUUAGCCUGGAUGCCCGUGCUAUGUUAUUUGUCUCUGUAAAUAGUCAAAAAAAGGAAUGUUAAAUGCAAUAGUCUUCAAUAAUUGAAACAAAAAAUAAACUUCUUAUUAAGUGCUUGGCAGUCUUAUUUUGAAAAGAAAUUAAAGUCCCACGUUCACUUUGGUAAUUUCAAAAUGUCAAAAUUUAUACAAGGCUAAAAUUUCAUUAAAUGGCCCGUAUUGAUUCCAACUGUUAGUUUAAAGGGUAUAUCGCUAUAUUCUUUGGAACCUAAAAUGGUCAAUAAUGUGACAAAAUAACACAUAUUAAAGAUUCAUUAUGUAAGAGCUAAAUCUACCUAUUGCAUGUCUUUAUUUUGGUUUCAAAUGUUGUGAACUGUUAUUUACAUUCAUUAACAUACCAAGCCUUUAUUUAACUCUCUAGAUCAUAGGAUGGCACAGAUUUAACUGGAUUAGAAUGACCGUGAAAUUUAAAAAAUUAACGAUAAAAUGGACAAACAAGACUAAGUCUCGAAGUUCCAGUACCGUUUCUAUGAUAAUAAACAAUCUGUGCUACAUCUUCCAACUCCUAUAACUUCGCUCAGAAUAAAGUAAUUUGAAUGAAAUUUUCGAUAUAUUCAUUUUUCAUUAUCUAUGUUUGAACUUUGCAAGAAUGGUCAGCUCGUUAUCUUACAUAAUGCAUCUUUAUUGCAAUAUAAAUGAUAUAAACUGAUAUACAUCCACUUUAAAAAAAACCCUCCAAUUAUUGUAACUUCUAAUCGCGUAAGCAGUCCAAAUUGAACGGUAGUCGCUCGCGCCUGGUUAGUCCAGUCUACAUCGGAAGUACUGUUUGACAUUGCACUUUGACCCGUUUUUCAUGUGCGCGUUUCCGCCGGCGAAAAGGUUAGUCCAAUGCAAAUGUAAUGUAGCCGGAAAAAACAAGCGCGCAAAUGGGUCUUCUCUGGCGUUUUGCCUCGUUCACCAAGGCACCUCAUUACAAAUGGCUCUCGAGGGCAUAUAGUACACGUCGUCGUGUACUGGUUUAAAAUUGUUCAUUAUAACUGACUUAAAUAUUGGAUAUCAGGAGCUCAUAUAUUCUUGGUAAGAUAACAACAUUACUAUUGAAUGGAGUGAACCAAUAAUUCAGAUCCGUAUAAUUAAUACUGAAUUUUUAACUCUUCGCACCCGAUUUGAUAACGGUACUUGGGGACUUCUUUAACGUCAAUAAUAUAUAAUUAAAAUCGCAAUUACUGUUCGAUGGAUUAUUUGUAUUGUUGACAUCAUAAUUAUUCGGCAAUUUUUCUUUAUUGGACGUGGGUUUUCAAUGUAACUUUUCAACAAACCAAGAGGAACUUUUCAACGAACCAAGGGAGGUAACCUUUGAUUUGAUCACACUUAUUUGAAACACCACAUUCUGCUCUGCGUAAUUGAAGAACCGAAUGUUUCUUUUCAAACGGAAAGAACGUACACGUGCUUCUAUGUAAUAUGUUACAUUUUAUCAUAAUGUAUGCUUUUUGAUGAUUGUGUUUAUAAUUUGUAAAUCUAUGUAUAUAUCUUAUAAAUAAAAAUAUUUGAUAUCUUAAAAAUGAUAAUCAACAGUGUAUUAGAAGGCCGGAUAUUCAUUUGUCGGUGUCGCCGAAAUGAAAUAAAACAGUAAAAUAGACAAAAUAAAUGGAGUCAACAUAUUUAAGACUUUCGAAUGGUAUAAAAAGCAUAUUUCUGCUGAACGAUUUGGUUUAUUAAUUAGAGUUUAAUUCAUUUGGAUUUCCAUUAAAGUCAUAUAUAUUUAUCAAAGCAAUAUAAUCUUUGGGAGGAAAGUAAUAUGGAAGGUAGCAAAAAUAAUCACCAAUAACUUAUAUUAGGGCAACGUGAGAGAAAUUACCAGCAAUGGGGAAACAUUUGUGGCGUGGAUACAGUUACAAAUAUUAAAUACGGUUAUCUCCCCGGUUACGUGUUUCUCUCAAAGUACCCUCGAGUCAGGGACUACCCGAGUUUAAGAGGCUGCCAUCGAUAGCAAAAUAAUUACGGACGUAAAUGAAAUGAAACGGGCUUUAAUGUCCUACUGUUCUGAAUUACGGACGUAAUGUGUAUAAAAUUAUAUCACUACACCUUUUUUGCACCCAGUACCCGAGAAACUCGAGUAAAUAUUUUUUAUGUGGGAUGAACAGACAAGAUUAAGCUAUCAAUAUAUUAAUAAUUUAUCUAAGAUCAAAUAAAAUAUCUAAUAUUGCAGCUAAGCAACUUUACAAAUUUCCAUAGGUAGCCUAACAAAACUAAAAAUCAACAUUCUUAAAAAUUGUUGUUCGAGUGGUAAGAAGAAAAUGUUCAAAUUCAUCCCUUUAAA
Patella vulgata (common limpet) is the source of this 5545-nucleotide messenger RNA. RefSeq lists its product as uncharacterized. The record is from RefSeq and is a predicted model, not a curated record. The transcript has 5 exons. Bases 942 to 2528 code for a protein of 528 amino acids. NCBI's taxonomy places the organism in Eukaryota, Metazoa, Mollusca, Gastropoda, Patellidae.